GCAAUCCCACAAGGCAGCGGUACUGCGGCGGAGCAUUCUAAAGGGGGCGCCACUAAAUCGACUGGAAAGAGGCCCAAUCGCAUGCAGCUGCCGCAAGACUCUACGUUACUGUGUGUUUCUCUUCAAGUAGAAGAAAAUUGCCGUAGGAAUGGGAGGCGCUAGGUGCUAAAGUCUCGGCCUCCGAUGAGGACUUGGGCCAUGGGCCAGCUCGGCCAGAGUCCAGAGAGAACUGCUGCUGAAUAUCUGCGCUGCAUGGUAUGAGUUCUGAUUUCAACUUCUUGUGUCUGCCUUGAUACAGCAACUUCAAGCACCGCGAAAAUGUCCAAACGCGUGCGCGACUCCGCUGACAUUCAGUCUGAGAUCGACCACGUCACAAGACAGAUAGAUGAUGCCGACGCGCAAGUGCGUAAGGCUGAGGACGCAGUGCAGAGCGCAACGUCAGCUAGGGAUGAAGCUCAAGCAAAAGUUGACGAGACAGCAGAGCAGCUCAAGUGUCCAGAUAUCAGCGAGCAGGAGCGGUCGGCGCUGGUUGCGGAGCUGCAGAUGCGCAAGGCUAGGUUGAUAACUGCUCAGAAGGAUCUUGAACGGCUGAGCAAGAGGGAGGAGCAGCUGCGUGAGGAGGAGCUACAGCUGCGUGAGGAGAAGCUACAGCUGCAUAAGAGGGAGCUACAGCUGCGUGAGGAGAAGCUACAACUGCUCAAGGAAGAGGAGCAGCUGAACGACCCUUCUUCCGCCCUCGCCGAGCAGCUGCUUGGUCCUGACCUACCGGCGCCUCCUGAAGUGGACGCCCUGUACAACUUCAUGACCACGCCGCCUGCUGCUCCCAUCCCUGUCUGGGGCAAGUUGCCCAGCGCGCCCCACGAGCACUUCACGGCCGCCAAGGGCGACUUGGCCAGUGCGUUCAACCACAGUCUGUCGGGACUGCUGGUCCAGGGUUCGACUGAGAUGUUUACGGUCAACAUAGAGAACACAGUGGUUGUGAGUCUCCUGGUAGCGCUGGACGUGGCGCUGCCGGACAAAUCAUGCAUUGGGUUGGUGGUGGAGCGAGAUCAACAGGACUCGAGCUCCAUGAUAGCUGUUACAUCACCAAGCGGCAGCUCGCUGCGGCCGGAUGGCGUGCUGCGGGACCAAGCCGGCGGGCGUCUUCUGGCAAAAUGGGAGGACAAGGCACAGGGCCUCUUGGAUGACGCAGUCAAUGACCUGCACAAAAAAACCGCUAUUUGGACGCCCCUUUACUAUGGAAACAUCAAGUACCUGCCCUGCUUCGCGGCAGCUGGUGCCAAGCUCCAGUUCUACGCCAUCCUAGCCGAGGGUGGCCUAACGACCAGGCCGCACCCGAUGAGCCCCACGUAUGACCUCACCAAGCCAAUCGACCGCGCCCGGGCUGUCAUGGCAACUGUCAAGUUCUACCAGCUGCUGAAGGCGCAGCGUGCCUGCUACCCGCAGUACGUGCUGCCCGCGGCCCAGGAGCUGUCAGCCAAGCACCCCAUUGCUGGGUUCACUCGCUCUGUGUACUUCCGCACCGAUGAGCUGACGCUGCGCAAGCGGGUGGUCCCGUGGGAACGCUUUGCCGCCUGGUGCGGCGUCAGCCUCAGCGACAUGCAGCGCCUGUACCGGUCUACUGUUGGGCAGCAGGGCCUGGUGCACGCAGUGCGAGGACCCUCGGACGAGGAAGACAACACUUACUCGGUGGAUCUGGCGCCUGUGGGGCUGUGUUCCGGCGACGCGCUGCCUCGCAAUGAGAUGGAGGCGCGGGACAUGAUCCACGGUCUGCUUCAUGGGCUGGCGGCCCUGCAUAAGGCGGGCUUCGUGCACCGGGACCUGCGCUGGGACAACGUGGCGUGCUGUGCACGGGAGCCUCGCCGCUGGUUCCUGAUCGACCUGGAGUGCAGCGCUGCUGCGGACGCGGAGGUGCUGACAGGCUUUCAGCUGAUGGGAUGGGAGACGGGGGUCACGCUGGUGAACGGGCGCUACACGCGCGAGUCGGACAUUUACCAGCUCGGGCGACUGGUGGAGAAGGCGUGUGAGCGCCUGGAGUUGUCGGACGCGGCCAAAGAGUUCAUGAGUGCACUGCUCACGCGCCCUACGCAGCAGCGGUCAAGCGCGGCGCGGCUGCUGUCCAAUAAGUGGAUCAGCUGCGUGGGCGCGGCCUGCAGGGCUGCGGGUGCGCAACCAGGCGAGCGCUGAUGAAUCCGAGUCAUGUGCGGGGGUUUGGUUGCGGCUUGCCUUACGGACGAAGGAUGGAGGGUCGGUGCUGAGGUGUUCAGGUUUAAUACGACGGACCCAAUGUGAUGUGCCACGACCAUGGGUGGGCGGGUGGUUUGGAGCAAGAAUUAUGCUGUACGGCUAAUAACUCGCACAUUCCGGCUGGCCCACGCUGUUUGUAUUCAGUGUAUGUGGCGAGGGGCAGUCGUCAGGCACCGCCGGGUUUCUAGGUAGGUGGUGCUGUGUGUCGGAAUUGGUUCUCCUCACGCACGGAAAUUUUCUUCUACGUGAAGAGAAACACACAAUAACGUAGAGGCUUGCAGCAGCUGCAUGCGAUUGCUUUCGCCAGCCGUUGGCGCGUUUCUAGCGCGCAGGGAGCCUUCUGUGCACUUUGCAUGCUUGAUGACUAGGAAUGCAGCUUGAGUGCUUGACCGCGUGUCAGAUGGGGGAAAUCACUGACCCCAGACUUCAGCGGAUCCCUCCUAAAAUGUUAUGAAGCAUGGCGGACACUAUCCAUAUGGAUUCUGUGAACUCAGGGGGGGUGAAAUGAUAUGCGCCCGUCAACGCCAAACAAUUGGACGGUUCGCCUGCCAGGGCACACUUGACGUUUGCUCUGCACGACUUGCACUAGGACCGUGAGAGUCGUGCAUACGUUCUGUGUUGGGCAAUACAGUUCGUUGCGGAACUGCAGUGCGACCGUGAAGUGCGUCCCAGCUCAAGUGACUCGGCUGAGUUUCCAUCGAAUU
Chlamydomonas reinhardtii is the source of this 2951-nucleotide messenger RNA. RefSeq lists its product as uncharacterized. The transcript is spliced from 8 exons. Gene Ontology annotation, molecular function: protein kinase activity; ATP binding. The record is from RefSeq and is a predicted model, not a curated record. The coding region runs from base 319 to 2187 and encodes 622 amino acids. NCBI's taxonomy places the organism in Eukaryota, Viridiplantae, Chlorophyta, Chlorophyceae, Chlamydomonadales, Chlamydomonadaceae. Gene Ontology annotation, biological process: protein phosphorylation.